AUGGCGUCUUCUGAAGAGAACAGCCCUGUGGGAAUCAUUGAGAGCCCCAGACUUCGUUCUCUCGUCCGAGACGACUCCAUCAGUCCUCUGCUUGGUUUUCCGCCUCCGCUCGUCGACCUUCCUGCCUCGAUCCAGUUUCGCCACAGCAUCAACACUUCCUCCAGCACCGAUCUCGAGCCCGAAUCUGCCGAUAACGUCACCAUGGCUGAUCCGUUUGAGGUGCGCAUGCGCUUCUCCAGCCAGCUGCAGCAUCUGAAUGCGACAGUUGUGUCUCAUCAGAAAGCUGCGGCGUACGCCAUGAAGUACAAGGACAUGGAUGAGGAUCUUCACUCCUGCAUCCUCGAGCAGCUUGAGCGAGUCCUUCAGUGUCUUGAGAACAAGGGGCACAUUGAGAACCAAGUCGUGGUCCAGAUCGAGGAGGUCCUCAAGGACCGCGAAACCAGCGCUCACGAUGCCGGCCUCUCGUCACCUGUCCAGGGUGACCAGGACCUCGGCGACAUGCCCCCGAGCCAGACGAUCCCCAAACCCGGUCGCCCGUCUGCCCCCGGGCUCGACAAGCGCCAGAUCGAGCAGCGCAUCGAAGAAGACCGCGAGCGCCACAAGAGGCUCCGCGAGGACAUCUGGGCCAUCCGGGACCGCGACGCCGAGAUUGAUCGCCUCUGGGAGGAGACUAGUGACCUCGGUGAGGACGAUCAUACGAUGGGCCGCGAGGAGUUUCUUGCCCGUGAGGCGGCUGUUGCUCAGCAGUGCCCCCACUACACACCCCGCGGCCUGGACGACCUCUACGGUCGUAAGGACCAGAACGGCGCCAGUGGCCGCGGCCAUGGCAACGGUACCUCUCACUAG
Messenger RNA from Verticillium alfalfae VaMs.102, 846 nucleotides. RefSeq lists its product as hypothetical. Lineage: Eukaryota; Fungi; Ascomycota; Sordariomycetes; Glomerellales; Plectosphaerellaceae. The transcript has 2 exons. The record is from RefSeq and is a predicted model, not a curated record. Gene Ontology annotation, biological process: positive regulation of transcription by RNA polymerase I; positive regulation of DNA-templated transcription, elongation. Gene Ontology annotation, cellular component: CTDK-1 complex. Bases 1 to 846 code for a protein of 281 amino acids.